AUGGUUGCGGCCAACAAUGUCUUAUGGGUAGUCACCGGAAUCAUUGAGUUUAUCAAAUAUUGCUUAUUUGACGAAUUACAAGAGGAGCCUAUCCUUGAGGAAUGUGAUCUCAGUACCCAGAACCAAUUUAGAGGUCAAGCUGGGAAUAUCCCAGUACAGGUUCCCGAAGCUCCCCCUCCAGCCUUCUUGGUGUAG
Messenger RNA from Sungouiella intermedia, 195 nucleotides. The record is from the annotation of a GenBank genome assembly. NCBI's taxonomy places the organism in Eukaryota, Fungi, Ascomycota, Pichiomycetes, Serinales, Metschnikowiaceae.